Molecule: messenger RNA, 439 nt
Organism: Mercenaria mercenaria
Lineage: Eukaryota; Metazoa; Mollusca; Bivalvia; Venerida; Veneridae
Product: serine protease inhibitor Cvsi-1-like
Exons: 3
Coding region: 103-393 (96 amino acids)
Source: RefSeq, a predicted model, not a curated record
AUUUGUGAAUGGUCAACUUUCUGACAUUGCGCUGCGUAUAAAUAGUCGCCAAAGUUUUUGACAGUUUACUGUCUGUAAGUUUUUCUGCAUAUCGGACUUAAAAUGAAGAUUUCCAUAGCACUUUGUUUAGUAACGUUUGCAGUGUGUGUGUACAGUGAAACAUGUACUCGUCUCAGUGAUUGCCACGAGACGAAAUGUAGCUCUGAACAUGGAUGGUGGCUUCACUGUACCAAAGGCAACUGCCUGUGCACCCAUGAUACGUUCAUAGGAAAGAAUUGCACGGACGGUGCCUCCGCAACAUGUGAUGCUAUCCAUGGAUCCCGUUGCACAGACCAUAAUCUCGUUUGGCGGUGUAUUGACAGUGUUUGCCAUUGCUCGAGACCUCGUAACUAAAUUCAGAAUGGCGAAAUCAAUAACGAAAUAAAGCUAAAUCUUUUCA